This is a messenger RNA of Symbiodinium natans, 438 nucleotides long. The record is from the annotation of a GenBank genome assembly. Lineage: Eukaryota; Dinophyceae; Suessiales; Symbiodiniaceae.
AUGGCGCUCGCCCUGAAGUUGGUGGGAUGCGGCGUGCUGCUGAUCGCCCUGUCCUCGAUGCAGCAGAGCUUCGUGCCAGCGGUGUCUGGCAAGCAAGAGGUCCCUCGCCCCGAGAUCAACAUGGCGAGGCCCACGGCAAGGGUCGAUGGCAUUGAGGCCAGUGCCCCCAGCAGCAGCAUGAUGCCGCUGGCGUUUGGUCUGACUCUCGGCUUGGCCAUGGUGCUCCCUCAGAGGGCAAUGGCCGCCACGGGCAACGAGGAUGUCGGCGUCCUUCUCGACCGACUCUUCACCAAGGAGGCCCUGGGAGCCUUCGGCAUCGCGGGUCUGUCUUGGAACAGCUUCUACCUCCUCUUCGGCCUCUCUGGCAUCGGCGUCCUUGGCCUCGCGGUCCUCCUGACCGUCUUCUUGCCGCCCCCGCGCACCAUGGCGGACAAGUGA